This is a messenger RNA of Solanum verrucosum, 639 nucleotides long. RefSeq names its product phospholipase A1-II 1-like. NCBI's taxonomy places the organism in Eukaryota, Viridiplantae, Streptophyta, Magnoliopsida, Solanales, Solanaceae. Gene Ontology annotation, molecular function: glycerophospholipid phospholipase A1 activity. The record is from RefSeq and is a predicted model, not a curated record. The transcript has 3 exons. Bases 1 to 639 code for a protein of 212 amino acids. Gene Ontology annotation, biological process: lipid metabolic process.
AUGGGGCUCGAGGAUAAGGUUGCUGCCGGAACAGUACGAUUCUUGUACCAUUCUUCAGCGGAAAAAGCAUUGCAGCCGUCCGAUUCGAGCAGAGGACGAUUGAGGCGAGGAGCUAAAGACAUCUGGAAAGAUUCGCUCGACAUAGCUUACAAUGGAAUCAACAAAACAAGCAGUGUCAAGGAAUUUCCAGUGAUAGCUUUUGUAUUCGCAAGUCCUAAAGUUGGAGGUCUCAAUUUUGUUAACGCAUUUAACAAAUUGAAACAUCUUCACAUCAUAAGAAUUCAUAACUUAUUAGAUAUUGUACCAAAAUACCCAUCCAUUGGGUAUUUCGACGUUGGACAGAAAAUAGUAAUUGACACCACAAAAUCCCCUUAUUUGAAAUUGAAUCCUGGGGACCCACACACUAGGCAUAAUUUGGAAGGUUACUUUCACGAAAUUGAUGGUACUCAAGGAAUUGGACCUUUAGAUGGUUGUAAACUAGAGGUGAAUCGCGAUCUCGCACUUGUGAACAGGAUAUGGGACAUCUUAAAAGAUGAAUAUUUGGUACCUGGAGCUUGGUGGGUGGAGAAGCACAAUGGGAUGGUUAAACAAGAAGAUGGAAAAUGGAAUCUCAUGGAUUGUGAGGAGUAUGAGCUUUGA